This is a messenger RNA of Fusarium subglutinans, 882 nucleotides long. RefSeq names its product mitochondrial genome maintenance. NCBI's taxonomy places the organism in Eukaryota, Fungi, Ascomycota, Sordariomycetes, Hypocreales, Nectriaceae. The transcript is spliced from 2 exons. Gene Ontology annotation, molecular function: single-stranded DNA binding. The record is from RefSeq and is a predicted model, not a curated record. Gene Ontology annotation, cellular component: mitochondrial nucleoid; mitochondrial chromosome. Gene Ontology annotation, biological process: interstrand cross-link repair; recombinational repair. The coding region runs from base 1 to 882 and encodes 293 amino acids.
AUGCUCGUCCCUCGUCGCGCCCUCUUCGCCGCCCGAAGACUCCCCAUCUCCUUUCGUCCAAUCGCACGAUACGCUACCGAAGCAUCAGCUGUUGAAGAUGUUACACAAGUGAAGCCCAAAUAUACUCCCAGAGCUAAAGCUGCACCUUCGACUGCGACUACGACUGCGAAGUCGCCAGCUGCGAGAUCUACACCUGCAGCCGCAUCUACAAAGUCUACAUUUCCGCCAAAGACAAUUCCUGCAAACCCCCCGGCGAGUAACAAGACUGCUAAGCCCGAGAGCCCACACAAGCCUGUUACAGUGUCCAAGACCAUUCUGAGCGAGACUAGCGAGACGGAUACAGAGAACACAGACCACAUUAACUGGGAGAAGAGCUGGUAUGGCCUUGGUGUGAAGGCUGUUACUCCUGAGCAGAAUGAGAUUCUCGCAAGACCAGUUGAUGCUGCUGAUGUGGAGGUCAAGCCCGAUGGUAUCAUCUAUUUGCCAGAGGUCAAGUACCGACGGCGGCUCAAUGAAGCGUUUGGACCGAUGGCUUGGGGAAUGGUCCAUCGUGGGGAGGUCAUUAUCGGCAACCAGAUUGUGACGCGUGAAUAUGCCCUCAUCGUGCACGGCCGAAUCGUCUCCCAAUCGCAGGGCUACAACAAUUUCUUCAGCCCCGAAUCUAUCCCUGCCGCCAUUGAGGGUGCCAAAUCCAACGCCCUGAUGCGUUGCUGCAAGGAUCUCGGUAUCGCCUCUGAACUCUGGGAUCCUGUGUACAUCCGCUGGUUCAAAAAGCAUUACAUAGAGGAAAAAUGGGUCGAGCACGCAGUCACUAAGAAGAAGAGGACUUUUUUCUACAAGAAGGGUCUCGCUGAGGCAGCGUACCCAUACAAGUUUUGUUAG